Symbiodinium natans is the source of this 5637-nucleotide messenger RNA. NCBI's taxonomy places the organism in Eukaryota, Dinophyceae, Suessiales, Symbiodiniaceae. The record is from the annotation of a GenBank genome assembly.
AUGACCGACGGGAAUGGAGCUGGGCCACAUCCGCUAGCAAGCCCAGCACUCAGCCCUGUCCACAGCCCAACCGGCAGCGCCGGUCCAACAGAUGGUGAGACUCGUCUUUUGGAGAUUCUUGCAGGAAUGCAGCAGAACCAGCAGGUGUUGACCGAGCUUCUGAGGAGCCAGUCCGAAUCCCGCGCAGCAGCAGCCGCUGCGACCACAUCCUACUCAGGUCUAGCGGCCAAAGACCUGAGCAAGGUGUUGAGGCAUCCUUCAACCUUUUCUUGUCAGACCCGAGAUGAGGAGCUGAUCAAGUGGCCAGCAUGGUCUUGGGAGUUUGAGCAGUAUUUGGGAACCUUAGAUAAGGAGUUUCAGGUGGACUUCACUCGCUUGAAAUCGAAUCCGAAAACUGAAGUUCUCCCUGCACAGCUGAGCGCCACUGAGCUCGACAGGUCACGCAUCAUGUAUGGCCUGCUUGCAUCGCUUUUGAACGACCGUCUGAAGCGUCUUCUUAAGACUGUGUCUGACAAUAACGGGUACGAAGCAUACCGCUUGAUCUCGCUUGACCUUCGCCCUUCAUCCCGCACCAGAGCCUUGGCCCUCAUGCAGACAAUCCACAAUUGGCCUGUGUUCGACAACAAGCAAGGCCUCCUGACUCAGGCCAUGUCCGAUGAUCAGAAGGUUGUUUCGCUUCUGAGAUGUUUAACAGGCCAACUUCGUCAGCAUGUGAACUUGACCAUGGAAGACUCCUGGACAUAUGCCGAGCUGCGAAGUUUGGUUGCUCGAUAUGAUGCUUCUUCGUCAAAGUGGAGUGCGUCUGUUGCAGCGACUUAUGGCCUGUCAGAGGGCAAAGGUGGUGUGCUUGUGAAUGCGCCUGCAGCAUCCAGUGAAGCCGUUCCAAUGGAAAUCGACCGCCUUCAAAAGGAGAUUGAUAGGCUAAGCAAAGGCAAGACUAAGAAGGGUGAUAAGGGAGAUAAAGUCAGACAGGUUGAAGACGCCGCUGUUGCUGAUAGCAGCGCUGCACAUGCUGACACAGCCGUGUCAGCUGCCCCUGCCAAGGCGAAACCUGCUGCAAAGCCCCAGGUGAGACGAGUCACCUACAACCUCGAUGACUUUGAUGAGUCAGCCGGAGGUGAGAUCCGCAUGGUGUCAGGUUGUGAUUCUUGUGUGGAGAGCCAAGACAAAGUAGACAGGCAAAGCAAGGGAGCUUCGGGUUUCUUUUGCAAAGCGCUGAGCAUCUUUUCACGUUGUGUGCCAUCGAGGUGGUGCGUUUUCCACAAUGCAUUGCCGAGUGAUGCACAGAGCGAGGCUGAGCACGCUUCGGGCGUGUGUCAGCGUGAUGUGGUUGAGCACACUUCGGGUGUGACCUCGACCAGUGGAUCAGUGCGCAUGGUCCAGCAGAAUGCCGAGCAUGGCAUGGAGAUCGAAGUCAUAAUUGACUCAGGUGCUGACGCCUCUUGUCUACCGCAAAACCUCAGCAUGCUUGGAGUUUCCUCUGGAAGGCCAUGGGAAGGUUUUCAAGAUGCCCAGGGGAAUCAGCUGCUAGUUCACGGGACUAGGCGAGCUGAGCUGAGCUUCGGUGAUCAGCCUGGAUUCACCGAAACGUUCUUGGUUGCUCCCCACAUCACCACACCUCUUCUUGCAGUUGGGAAGUUGUACCGCGCCGGAUUCAGCAUGGUGAACAAAAAUGGAAACAUGAGUCUUUGCAGCCCUAACGGAGAGAUCCAAAUCCCAUUGCAUUUCAGGCAGAAUAGCCUUGCUGCACGAUUGCAUGUGCGUAUGAUCCAGCAGGAUGCAUCCCGUGUCCGUGCUGUGAAGUGCACUGUCGCUGAUUUGGCUCUUCCUGAUUACUUUGUGCAGAUCAGUGAAGAUGUUUUCGGCAUGCGUGGAUUUGGAAACCGGUUCGUUGACAUCACGAUGGCGUUGCCUCAUGAGGGUUGCAGCUUCAGGAGCAUUGUUGCCAAGUGCCCCGAACCCAAUCAGUGGGAGAUUCUUGAGUGGUGCGAGAGCAUCGUUGAUGCUUCCGAUCUGAGUGGACCUUUGCCUGAGAAUGCCACCCGUGAGUUGAUCGUGUUCGCCACUCGCAAGAUUGUUUCCCCAGAUGAGCUUGGGUUGACAGUUGCAAGUGGCUCAGCCGAGUCAAGCAGACCUCAUGUGUUGCCACCACCACCUGAAGAGCCUGAGAAUAUGGACCAGGAUGAGCCACAACAGCAUGCAGCCGUUGCACCCGAUCCCGGGGCCGAACUGCAAGUUGAUGCAGCCCUGCGUGACGAGGUUGCAGCAGAUGAUGAUGGGACACUCGUCGUUGACGGUGUGUCGUUGAGCCUUGAAUCGACCCUUGCUGUUUUGAGGCAAGCUGCUCAGUCACUGGGGCUUGGUCGUUCCGGUGGUAAGUCCACUGUGCUGAAGCGCAUUAGAGAUCACUUAGCCCGCCAGGACAGGCCCGGCAGCAGCUUGCUGCUGCUGAAGAGCGUGUGCCAGUGGAGCAGAAACAUGUUACAGCACCAAGUGAAGAUGCAUAUCGUCAACACUGCCUUACCCACACACCCUACAGAGAGUGGUGUGCCCACUGUGUUGCCUUCCGCCAAGACCGAAGACGACCAUCGUGCAAGUUCCGUCUUGUGCUUUGAUUUUGCAUAUACCAGUAGGGUUGAUGGGGGUGACAAGUUGUGCUGCCUGGUUGCAUACGACACGCAGACUAAGUGGUUGCAGGCAUGGCCGGUGCCGAGCAAAGGUGGAACUGCUUGCCGUAACUACAUGGCAGUUGAGCUGACCAAGCUGCUGUCGUACCUUGGGCACAGACGAAUCACCCUUCGUGCCGACCCAGAGGGGUCAUGCACUGCGCUUGCGAAUGCAGUCCAGGCACUCAGGCACCGCAUUGGCAUGGAGACCCACAUUGAACAAACCCCAGUGGGGGAGCACCAAGGCAACCAUGCAGAAGGUGCCAUUGAGCGCAUCAGACAACUCGCAGGGACAAUGCUCUCUGAGCUCGAGGGCAGAUUGAACAUCAAGAUCAAGACUUUCGACCCGUUGCAUCACUGGUGUUGGCGUCAUGCCAGCUGGACCCUUCAACGGUUUGGUGUCACGCAAAACCUCACACCAUGGGAGAGAGUGCAUGCAUCACCAUAUGGAGGCAAACUUGUCCGUUUUGCAGAGUGUGUCCUGGCACGUGUGAAAACUGCUACAAAGGGCAAACCUCGGUGGCUUCGGGCCAUGUGGUUGGGGAAGUCAGAUGUUUCUGAUUGUCACCUUGUUUGCACUUCAUCAGGUCGCCUUGUCGUCGCCAGAUCAGUCCGUCGAACCACAUGUGAGUAUGAUCCCAGCCUCUUGCCUGCAUUGCGAGACACACCUGACAAGCACGUGUCAUUCCUUGCUGGACGUGUCGGAGCAAGUCGCAACCAACUUGCCCCAAAGCCAGUCACGGAGGAAGGCCCCGGCAGUGAGAGCGAGGUUGCAGCCAGCGACCCGCCAACAGAGAAUGAAGAUGUCUUCGACAAUCCCCAUGACAUUGCCCUCGCCCCUUCUUCUGUGAGAUUGCCAGCCGAUGGCAUGCCUGCGACUCCCGAUUAUCGACCUCCUGCCCAGGAACCAUCACAACCUUCCAGACUUCCACCACGAUCAGCGCCUCCUGAGAGCGCACUGGCCACAGGAGAGCCCAAGCCGUGUCAGGCACUGACCCCAAACCCUAGUCUGGGUGUAGGCCUUAACCCCGGUCAGCCGACCACCCCGGUUGAUGAAAUAGGGGGACUAGAAGGUUUAGACAGUGCCAUGGCUGAACUUGAACAGGUUCAUGAAAGAGCUGAAUUUGAUGGUGAUGUUCAGGAAGCAAAGCGCCAGAGGAUCCGGGCAGUGAAUUCCCAUCACCACAACGAUGAAGUCGUCCACUUAGAAGACCUAGGCCUUGGGUCAGACACUGACCUCAACGAGUCAGUUGAGGAUCCGCCUGCAUGGAAUGCAACCGACAAUUUCGAAGAUGCCAAGAACAUCCCUGAAGAGUUGUGGAGGCCUUUUGGGGCCGGUGAGCCUCAGCUGUCAAGUGAAGAAUUGGCCCACAUUGACGACAUAGCUGAAGCAUUCGAGUUAGCCCGACUUGAAACCAUGAAUGUUCUUGAAAGGCUACCUGCCACAGCUGACUUCAGCGGGUUUAAGCGUCUAAGCACAAAAAUGGUCAAAACUUGGAGAGUGAAACCAUCGCCGAAAGGAGGUGGAGAAGCUUUCCUUCGUCGGGCCCGUUUUGUCGCCCGUGAGUUCAGGUGGCUCAGUGCCAUGGUGGACAACGAGGUGUUUGCACCUGCGUCGUCGAAUGCACUUCUUCGGGUGCUGCCAGCUGCGCUUGUUGCACGUCAGCCUGAGGGCUGGACGGCCCUAUCCUUGGACGUUGCAGAUGCUUAUCUGACGGUUCCGCAAGCCGUCGAUACCAUCGUUACCAUAUGGGUGAGAGGUGAGCAAAGAUACAAGCUACUCCGAAACCUCCCAGGCCAACGCUCAGGAGCCAAGGAUUGGUUCCAAGCGUUUCAAGCACACCUGAUAAAGGAAAUGGCCAUUGAACCGCUGGUGGAAGCCCCACCAUUCCUGGAGGUUCAGAUGAGGGCCAUGGCGGGGGAGGCGGGGGUCUUUGCCACGUUGAUGAUCUUUUUGCAGACGGGCACGCUUCCUUUAUGGACACAGCUAACGCCACUUGAUGAGGAGAAGUCAGGAAUCUACAGAAAGUGCAUUGGGGUGCUGCUUUAUGUGUCAAGCGAUUAUCCUGCUGCACAGUAUGCAAUAAAGACAUUGAGCAGCAUGUGUGGGAGUCCCAAUGAGGGAUCAUGGCGGUGCCUGCGCCACCUGGUGAACUACAUGUUCUUCCACGAGAAUCACGUCACUUGCCUUCGGACUGAGGGCAAAGGCAUCGGCCUGGUUGUCCGAGAUGACACCCACACCUUGGAGGUGUUCGCUGAUGCUGAUUGGUCAGGGAACAAGUCAACACGAAAGAGCACCAGUGCCGGAUGCAUAGCCUUCGAUGGGAUGGUGAUUCACACCUUUUCCAGAAGCCAGAGCUGCGUGAGUUUAAGCAGUGGAGAGAGUGAAUAUAUCGCAUGCGUGAGUGCUACAUGCGACGGCAUCCUCCUUCGCAGUGCCCUGCAGCACAUCAUGCGUGUUGAUGUGUCCAUGCACCUGUUCACAGAUUCCAGCGCAGCUCGGGGGAUCAUGGGAAGGCAGGGAUGCGGACGUCUUCGCCAUAUCUCCGGACGCUUGUUAUGGUUGCAGGAUUUCUUGUUCAAGUGGAAGAAAGCGUCGCUACACGCAGUACCGACCCUGACGAAUCCUGCUGAUUUGUUUACAAAGUCCUUGACAGGAGCCCGUGUCCGUACCUUGAGCCACAUCCUUGGAAUCCGUGAUUCACACGAUGGAUUUUCAUUGGUCGGGACAACUGAGUUUGAGGAAUUACAACGCCGUGAGCAGGCAAAGAAGUUUCUUCGUGCUGUGAGGAGCACAGGUCGAGGGAAUGCCGAGGCGUUGCAUCUUCUUGCAUUGCUGGUUCAGGUCGUGGGUAACAAGGCUGCGGAUGAUGAGGACCGAGCACAGUUUGUGCCUGACUCGCCCGCAUCAGCAGGCGAGGAUGCAUACCCAUGGACCAGCUUUGCUUUAUUGGAGACUCGUCUCCUAUAG